AUGGUGGUGGGGCUUCCCGGGCCGCACCCUCAGAACGUCCCCUCCACCCCCAACCAGACCCUCCCUUCUCGGUCCUCCCGGCCUCCUCCCUCGCCCCCUCCCCAGCCCCACCUCGGUCCGCUCGGUUCCGUGGAAAUGCUGGCUCUUCUCUGGCUCUUCCACGCGGAAACCCCGGGCGCUGGGCUGCUCAGCGACCUGCGCCUCUGCUGGGGUCCGGAUCCCGCCUCACUCUGCACGAGCCCUGGACUGCAGCGGUACCGCGAACUGGAAAGCCAUCUGCCAAGCCCUAAGGAAGGCAGAUGGAAGGCUGGAGAGCUCGGAAUAAAUUCCUCAGCAUUUGCCUAUUAUAAUCGGAGCAGAAAGAAGCCCUAG
This is a messenger RNA of Rangifer tarandus platyrhynchus (Svalbard reindeer), 372 nucleotides long. Lineage: Eukaryota; Metazoa; Chordata; Mammalia; Artiodactyla; Cervidae. The record is from the annotation of a GenBank genome assembly.